CGGCUAUGAUAGUUCAACACUUACACAUGCUAAUGAGCCAAGGUAGCUUCCGCCCCCUUGUGGUCACCCUUGACAACAGCAGGUAAAGGCGUGGCCAGUCAUAUCUGCGGCAGUUACCUGAGAGCACCAGGAUUAAAGGACGCUGCUGUAAGUACAGGAAAACACAGUUUAAUUAAGUCUUUCUUUUUAUUUAACAAAUAUGAAAACAUGCUGUAUUUGUAUAUUUUUUACAGGGCGGCGUCCGAUUUAAUCAAAAAAUAAGGUAAGUGAACUUCUUCAUUUUACGUCUAUGCACCUGUUCUACUAGUCCUGGCUGGUUAAUGUACACACGUUUAUAUAAUAAGAGGUAUAACUCCUCCAAAUUGAUGCAAUGAUCUAGACAAUCUGAAAAUGUGCGUUGCUUAGAUAUAUUUUUAAAAAAAUAUUUCAUAUCUGGGGUCUUAAUGUGUAACACAAUACGUGUGAUCUUCCAAAUGACCUUUGUUUGCUUUGGCUGAGAAGGAUGACUUCAUCUUUUGUUGUGACAAUAUGGCUGAAGGCUGAGAGCUAUUAUAUGACUGAUAAUCAAAAACUCUCCGCAAGAGUAUGAGUGGGUAGCUAAAGUUUAUAUUAUGGAGGUUUAUCUUGAUAACUGUGUUUUGCAUGAAAAUCAAUCAAAGUGGUAUAAGAUCUCUUAAGAUUUAUACAUGUAAAAAAAGAUAUAGACACUUUUUUUUCAUUGUAAAAUAACUAAGAAGUUGUUCACAAACACAUUUUUCCAAGUCUAAAAAAAGGGUCUAUGAAGUCAUUGGUGUUUACUUCAUCUUUGUUAGGCCGUUUGGUUGAUUUGAGUUAUGGAAAUAGAUCAUUUGCAUGAUAGCACAUGAGCUCAGGUACAACAGGAACUAGACUGAAGACAGGUGCACGCAUCAAACCUGUUUGUUAGGACAAAACUGAAAAUAACAAGUCACUAAUCCUGUCAUGUGGCGAGAUAAUGAGAGAAGUGUCUUAAACAAACUGUUCUUAAACAUAGUCAUGUUUGAGGGAGGGGGUCAAACACACUCACUCCUGUAAUAUACAGUAGUGAGUCCAACAGGUGAUGUCAUCUCUGCAAACCUGGGAGAGCCUGUUUUAUCUACCUGAAUUUCUCCCCGUUAACACACCCGCCACCCAUCCUGGUCACAUGAUCCAGUAUUUACACAGCACAUUUAUGGACGUUAGAAGGCCAACAAAGAUAACACAUACAGACCUCAGGGCCAUUGUUGAAUAUGUUAUGCAUGUUUGAUACAAACUCGUAAUGUUUUCUCUCAUUGGAUUCGGUCUGGGUGAUUUGAAUAAUACCAAUCCUCUUUUCAGAAAUCAAGAUGGUGGAACAAACAAGACAGCAAAGCCGUAUGGUCUCCCUCCAGGCUGGACCUGGUGAAGUGGGGACCAGUACCCUGUUUGUUGGGAACUCUAGGUACGGUACAAAACCAUUACACACUGGAUUAUUAUGUUUCUGACGGCAACAACGGACAGCAUGAACACGCUUAAUAGACAGUGUGGAACAUGUGGUUCCCAAAACAAACAAAAUACACUUAAAGCUUUAAAUUCAGAGAAUAACAUGGUAAAUGGAACUGAUUCUAAAGAGAGGCACGUUAUCAACUUCCUUUUUACAAGUGACCAUAUUUGGACGACAGCAUUGUUUGGUUGCUUUGCCCCAAAUAUUGAUAUGCUAUGUCAUCAUUUUGACUUGUAUCUUAGACCACAGUUGGCAAAUAGAAAUUGAAGCUGUGUUGAGGAGUUGAAGCUAGUUUUGAGAGUAUAAACACACAAAAAAUGUUAUGCAAUGAAAUAAUUAAACUAAGAAGUGGGGUCAUUUAAUCUUUGACCUCUUAAGAAUUGAUAUUUUUAUGGAGUUGCCACCGGCUGGUGACAUGAUAAAAUGCAGAUUACACCUACUUUUGUGUUGUCCUCACUUUUGAAAUAAAAGUCUAUAUCCACAUUUUUUCCAAUAGCCUUUAUGGUUAUAUGGAGACCCUAUCUUUUUGACAAAAAAAAGUAUAUAUAUAUAUUUAUAUCUUCGUAUCUAAAUUUGAAAGAUGGACACAAAAGUCAAACUAAGGAGUGAUAAAAAAUAUUCUGUGAAAGGCUUACAAUUAAUUGACUUGAAAUAUUGUGAUUAUUAUAAUGAUAAUACAUUUAAUUGUUACCACUUCAGGAUCAAUCGCAGGGCUGUAAGGGCUGUUGGCCGCCAGUUGGCAAUGAUUGGAGACCAGCUGGACCAGGAAUGGGCUAGCAGACACCCGGACUGGCCACUGGCUCCUCUCCAUAUACUGCGACCUGCUCAGGCACUCACCAGGACCAUCUAUCGGUAUACAACUAUCUGCAAACUUACCGAUUAAUACCUACCUUUUUUGUGUGAAUAAUUUUAAAGACAGUCCAAAUGUAUGUUGUUCUUUAACAGGGAUAUCCACAGCCAAAUGUUGGGCUUCAAGGGUUUGUCUGCGGCUGUGAAGGCCUGGCUGGAGAGUACUGUGCCUGGGUUGGGGAUCCUCAGAGCAGAUGCAUGGGUAAUCCCUGUUUCUUGCGUGAAUAACUGUCUCAAUUUAGGUUUCUUGUUGAGGUGCGGAGAAGAAAUGAGUAUAGAUCCCGUUGUGUUUUUAUGUUACAGGUGUCAAGUUUGAUGCCAGAAAGCUGCCCUGGCUGGACCAGAGGAGCACUGGUGACGGUGGCACUGGUGGCUGCCGUGACCAUUUUGGGUGCACUACAGAUGGAGUGGAGGGGGCCAUGAGUUGGUCUUUUGGGAUAAUUUACAUCAAAAAAAAGUUUGCAAUUGAGUGGUGAUUAUUUCUUAAUGAUUUAUUCCUGCUGUUUACUUUGACCUUUUUUUUUUUGCUAUUGAUAUGAGCAGCGUUGAUGAUGACGGCAUGUGACCGGAAACAGGAGUAAAAUAACGAUAUUCCAAAUUUGUUGUGGUGAAAUGUUUGAAAUUGGUUUUACAGUGUUGCCUGAGGAGCUGGCCAGCUUAUUGUAGCAGUGACAUGUUGGUUCACAGUUGUAUUAAUGUUUAAAAGUCUGUUUCUUAUGACUGGACUGUUGCUGGUUUGCAGUCUUUUGUAUGCAGAUUAGUUUCUUACCGGUUUAAGAAGCAACAUUUUUAUACAAAUGAUAUGUAACCUGGGUGAAUAUCAAGAAAGGGAGCUGGACUUUCUGUUUCAGAUUUGAAAAUGCUUUUUCAUGUGAUGCAAAUAAACUUAAC
This is a messenger RNA of Xyrichtys novacula (pearly razorfish), 3220 nucleotides long. Lineage: Eukaryota; Metazoa; Chordata; Actinopteri; Labriformes; Labridae. The record is from the annotation of a GenBank genome assembly.